UACUCUAUGGAACGCGGAGUACAGAAUCUCAUUGAUGAGGAAUUUUGAUAUACAGUCAGACAGUUGGAGUAGAUCAGAUUUUGCAGAGGAGAAUCAUGUUCUGGAAGUGAAGAGUAGUGAUGAGACAGACGAUGAUCGGUGUGCAGAUUAUUUGGAGAAGAUGGAUAUCAAAAGCAUUGGGGCUUUGUCUCCUGAAGCUCUGAACUAUAUUCAGAACCUAGAAUCCGAACUAUCUUUGUCUAAGAAGGAACUGGAUGAGAAGAAGCAAGAAAAUGCACAAAUAGAAAGUUGUAUGAGAGAAAAUAACAAUGACCUAUUGGAGUAUUUGAGGUCCUUGGAAUCUGAUAUGGUAACUGAACUAUCACAGCCAUCUUCAUCAGAAGUUGAGGAUAUUAUUCGAAAACUUGUUCAAAAUAUUUUACGCCAAUUCUAUAAAGAAGCUUCAUUAAGGAAUGCGGCCGAGACUGAAGAGCUACACAACAGUAUAACCGCUUCUUCACGUGAUUACCUAGCAAAGCUUCUAUUCUGGUCAGCCCAUUUUUUCUGGGAAAUUUGAGCAGAUGACCCCACUGACAGGGUGAAUUACCAUUUGUGCGGGUGGAUAAUUUAAAUAGAGCUGGUGACCAUCUUCUAUCGUCUUCUUGUGUCCUCCAUUAUGACCGGGUAUACGCUAUGGAACGCGGAGUACAGAAUCUCAUUGAUGAGGAAUUUUGAUAUACAGUCAGACAGUUGGAGUAGAUCAGAUUUUGCAGAGGAGAAUCAUGUUCUAGAAGUGAAGAGUGAUGAAAUAGAAGAUGAUCGGUGUGCAGAUUAUGCGGAGAAGAUGGAUAUCAAAAGCAUUGGGGCUUUGUCUCAUGAAGCUCUGAACUAUAUUCAGAACCUAGAAUCCGAACUAUCUUUGUCUAAGAAGGCAGUAGAGAUUAAAAAGAAGAUGACCAAGAAGCAUUUCAUACCUCAUGUCUUUGGGUAUGAACAUUUGGUAAAAUUCAUUAUCCAAAUUAUUUUGUAGGUUAUUGUCAUUUUUGGAAAUCAUGAUAACAAAUGUAUAAUUUUCUUUGUCUUCCUUUCGGUUUAUGAAAUAAUUGUUAUUUCUAUCUUGUAUGGAGUUACUUUAGUAUUUUAGUAUACAAAUUUGUCUUUUAGUUUAA
This is a messenger RNA of Impatiens glandulifera, 1148 nucleotides long. RefSeq lists its product as uncharacterized. NCBI's taxonomy places the organism in Eukaryota, Viridiplantae, Streptophyta, Magnoliopsida, Ericales, Balsaminaceae. Bases 35 to 556 code for a protein of 173 amino acids. The record is from RefSeq and is a predicted model, not a curated record. The transcript has 5 exons.